AUGAAGAUCUCGAUUACCUCUGUCCUCGCCGUCCUCAGCCUUCUGGCCAUUGCCAGUGCCAAGGGUGCUGCUGUGGAGGCUGACAAGGAUUUUCCCAUCACCAACGCAGUCCUCACUGUCUCCAUCAUCAGUCCUUAUGGCACUCCCUCCACCCCUGAUGAGAUCAAGUUCAUGGAGGCUGCCCUGGUCAGUUCCUACAAGAAGAGCCAUGACAAGACUGACAUCUUUGUGCUCAAAGGAGCCAAGUAUGCUGGUGAGAGCCAUGAGCCCUACAUGACCUCAGCUGCUGAUGAAGAUGCCUCCUUGGGAUUGCAAGGUAGCAGCUAUGUUGACAUCUAUCAGUACUUUCCCCAGCUCUUCUGUCCCCGUCGUUCCCCCUGCCGUGUUGCUUCUUUUGAAGAACUUGCCAUUGCUACUGAAGUGACUGAUGGUGCUACUGCUGGUGUUGGACAUCCAAGUACUCAUCAUGAAGUCUGGGAGAAGAAGCUGUGCAAGAUCAUGUCCAAGAGCAACUACGAUGUCUUCAAGGGAGCUACCGACUGCAAGAUCACCUUUGAAGAAGCCCCUGAUGACUCCACUGCUGCUGCCAUCACCACUGCCAAGGAUGCUGCUACUCUGGAGGUCACUGCUGAUACUGCCAUGGAGGAUGUUGCCUUGGAUGCCUCUGAUGACAACGAUUUUCCCAUCACCAACGCAGUCCUCACCAUCUCCAUCAUCAGUCCCUAUGGCACUCCCUCCACCCCUGAUGAGAUCAAGUUCAUGGAGGCAGCCCUGGUCAGUUCCUACAAGAAGAGCCAUGACAAGACUGACAUCUUUGUGCUCAAAGGAGCCAAGUAUGCCGGUGAGAGCCAUGAGCCCUACAUGACCUCAGCUGCUGAUGAAGAUGCCUCCUUGGGAUUGCAAGGUAGCAGCUAUGUUGACAUCUAUCAGUACUUUCCCCAGCUCUUCUGUCCCCGUCGCUCCCCCUGCCGUGUUGCUUCUUUUGAAGAACUUGCCAUUGCUACUGAAGUGACUGAUGGUGCUACUGCUGGUGUUGGGCAUCAAUUUACUCAUCAUGAAGUCUGGGAGAAGAAGCUGUGCAAGAUCAUGUCCAAGAGCAACUAUGAUGUCUUCAAGGGAGCUACCGACUGCAAGAUCACCUUUGAAGAAGCCCCUGAUGAAUCUGCUGCUGCCAUCACUACUGCCAAGGAUGCUGCUACUCUGGAGGUCACUGCUGAUACUGCCAUGGAGGAUGUUGCCUUGGAUGCCUCUGAUGACAACGAUUUUCCCAUCACCAACGCAGUCCUCACCGUCUCCAUCAUCAGUCCCUAUGGCACUGUCUCCACCCCUGAUGAGAUCAAGUUCAUGGAGGCAGCCCUGGUCAGUUCCUACAAGAAGAGCCAUGACAAGACUGACAUCUUUGUGCUCAAAGGAGCCAAGUAUGCUGGUGAGAGCCAUGAGCCCUACAUGACCUCAGGUGCUGAAGAAGAUGCCUCCUUGGGAUUGCAAGGUAGCAGCUAUGUUGACAUCUAUCAAUACUUUCCCCAGCUCUUCUGUCCCCGUCGCUCCCCCUGCCGUGUUGCUUCUUUUGAAGAGCUUGCCAUUGCUACUGAAGUGACUGAUGGUGCUACUGCUGGUGUUGGACAUCCAAGUACUCAUCAUGAAGUCUGGGAGAAGAAGCUGUGCAAGAUCAUGUCCAAGAGCAACUAUGAUGUCUUCAAGGGAGCUUCCGACUGCAAGAUCACCUUUGAAGAAGCCCCUGAUGACUCUACUGCUGCUGUCAUCACCACUGCCAAGGAUGCUGCUACUCUGGAGGUCACUGCUGAUACUGCCAUGGAGGAUGUUGCCUUGGAUGCCUCUGAUGACAACGAUUUUCCCAUCACCAACGCAGUCCUCACCGUCUCCAUCAUCAGUCCAUAUGGCACUGUCUCCACCCCUGAUGAGAUCAAGUUCAUGGAGGCAGCCCUGGUCAGUUCCUACAAGAAGAGCCAUGACAAGACUGACAUCUUUGUGCUCAAAGGAGCCAAGUAUGCUGGUGAGAGCCAUGGGCCCUCCAUGACCUCAGCUGCUGAAGAAGAUGCCUCCUUGGGAUUGCAAGGUAGCAGCUAUGUUGACAUCUAUCAAUACUUUCCCCAGCUCUUCUGUCCCCGUCGCUCCCCCUGCCGUGUUGCUUCUUUUGAAGAACUUGCCAUUGCUACUGAAGUGACUGAUGGUGCUACUGCUGGUGUUGGGCAUCCAAGUACUCAUCAUGAAGUCUGGGAGAAGAAGCUGUGCAAGAUCAUGUCCAAGAGCAACUAUGAUGAUGCUGCUACUCUGGAGGUCACUGCUGAUACUGCCAUGGAGGAUGUUGCCUUGGAUGCCUCUGAUGACAACGAUUUUCCCAUCACCAACGCAGUCCUCACCGUCUCCAUCAUCAGUCCCUAUGGCACUGUCUCCACCCCUGAUGAGAUCAAGUUCAUGGAGGCAGCCCUGGUCAGUUCCUACAAGAAGAGCCAUGACAAGACUGACAUCUUUGUGCUCAAAGGAGCCAAGUAUGCUGGUGAGAGCCAUGAGCCCUACAUGACCUCAGCGGCUGAUGAAGAUGCCUCCUUGGGAUUGCAAGGUAGCAGCUAUGUUGACAUCUAUCAGUACUUUCCCCAGCUCUUCUGUCCCCGUCGUUCCCCCUGCCGUGUUGCUUCUUUUGAAGAACUUUCCAUUGCGACUGAAGUGACUGAUGGUGCUACUGCUGGUGUUGGACAUCCAUUUACUCAUCAUGAAGUCUGGGAGAAGAAGCUGUGCAAGAUCAUGUCCAAGAGCAACUACAAUGUCUUCAAGGGAGCUACGGACUGCAAGAUCACCUUUGAAGAAGCCCCUGAUGACUCUACUGCUGCUGUCAUCACAUCUGCGUCUGACCAGAAGUUCAAUCUUCGUGGAGCUGUCUCGGUGUCUGCCUCUGCUGAAGAAGAGUAG
Seminavis robusta is the source of this 2928-nucleotide messenger RNA. NCBI's taxonomy places the organism in Eukaryota, Bacillariophyta, Bacillariophyceae, Naviculales, Naviculaceae. The record is from the annotation of a GenBank genome assembly.